Aureobasidium uvarum is the source of this 2685-nucleotide messenger RNA. NCBI's taxonomy places the organism in Eukaryota, Fungi, Ascomycota, Dothideomycetes, Dothideales, Saccotheciaceae. The record is from the annotation of a GenBank genome assembly.
AUGGCUUUCCUAUUCGACAAAGUGCACAAAGCAGUGCAUGAAAUUGGCAAUGACCUCAAAGACAAGUUCUCCGACCACGGUCAGAAUCAGAGUGCAGGCGCAAACGAGCAAUAUGGUCAGGAGGGCUCCGACGAGGUUCAUGACACGCAUCGCUUCCAGAGCUUUGCACCACACAGGAUCGGAAACGAAGUCAAGUGGUAUGUCGACGGUGCUGGAUACAUGCAUGCUGUAAGCAUGGCACUUGAACGAGCUCGCGAGUCGAUCUGGAUCAUGGACUGGUGGUUAUCGCCAGAGCUGUACCUCAGACGUCCCCCCGCUCAAAACGAGCAAUAUCGUGUUGACCGUAUGCUGCAAGCUGCAGCCGAAAGGGGUGUUCAAGUCAACGUACUCAUCUACAAGGAAGUCACUCAAGCCUUGACACUCUCUUCAGCACAUACCAAGCAUGCUCUUGAAAAACUACACCCCAAUAUUCGCGUGUUCCGUCAUCCCGAUCAUCUUCCGGACACACAGGUCCUGACUUCGUCUUUCCUAUCAUCUAUACAAGGAAUGAAAAUGACCGCCGCGAAUCUCACCAAGCUACCUGGUGGUGCUAUCAAAUCCAUCUAUGGUAUGAACGAAGAUACUGUGCUCUACUGGGCACAUCACGAAAAGCUGUGCCUCAUCGACAGCCAUAUAGCGUUCAUGGGAGGUUUGGAUUUGUGCUAUGGUCGUUGGGAUACUAAUCAACACUCGAUCGCCGACGCUCACCCUGGUGACUUGAACCAGAUCGUCUUUCCAGGACAGGACUACAACAAUGCACGUAUCCUGGACUUUAGUGACGUCGCACAUUGGGACCAAAACAAACUCGAUCGCCGCUACAACUCGCGCAUGGGUUGGUCUGAUUUGUCCAUCUCUCUUAUGGGACCUGUUGUGGAAGAUCUCCGUAAACACUUCGCCGAGCGUUGGAACUUCAUCUACCGAGAGAAGUACAGCUCUAAGAACAGCGAUGACAGAUAUGCGCCUCUCCAUGUUUCAGAAUCAAGAAUCGGAGUUGUCCAUCACGAGUACCCUUCAGGUCCUGGUGCUCCACUACCAGAACACAUGCGCGAACGCAUGAUGGAACGCUGGGAAGAGAGUCGUGAGCGAAUGGAAGGCUUCAGGGAGCAAGUCAGACACCACUUCCCUACCAGCGAUCACCCGCCACCACCGCCACCCGGGAUGCCUUGCCAGAUCAUGAGAUCCUGUUCUAAAUGGUCUCACGGUACCAGAACUGAACACUCGAUCCAAAAUGCCUAUAUUGAGGUUAUCCGAAACAGUCACCACUUCAUCUACAUUGAAAACCAGUUCUUUAUCACGGCGACUGGUGACUCUCAACGUCCGAUCAAGAACCAGAUUGGUGCUGCUAUAGUCGAACGCAUUGUCCGCGCAGCACGCGAGGGAGAAUCUUAUCAGGUCAUUGUCAUCAUGCCGGCUAUUCCUGCUUUUGCUGGUGACCUGAAGAGUGACGAAGCACUGGGCACGAGAGAGAUCUUGGAGCUCCAGUACGACAGCAUCAAUAGAGGCGGUCACAGCAUCAUGGAGAGUAUUGCGAGAGAAGGCAUUGAUCCCUUGCAAUACAUUCGCUUCUACAAUCUCAGGAACUACGAUCGCAUCAACUCGAGUGGAGCCAUGCGUGAGGCAGAACAGCAAAGUGGUGUGAGCUACGACGAUGCAAGACAAGAUUACGAUCAACGUUAUGGUGGCCAGAGCGAUCAGUAUGCUCAGGAGGGUGCCUACAACAACCAGUAUCAGCAAAACGAUGGAGCCGCUUACGAAGAGCAAGGCGGACAGUACAACCGCUUCCAGCGUUAUCAGCAAGCUACUCAAAAUAUGGGCAACCAUUCAGGCCUUGGUAGCGGACGCUGGGACUCGGUUGCGUCGUGUUACAUGCUCAACGGCGAAGACAUCCGUAACGUGCCAUGGGAAGAUGGUACUACCGACGAGAUGGACGCAUUCGUGUCCGAGCUACUCUACGUACACAGCAAGCUCUUGAUCGCUGACGACCGCGUCGUCAUCUGCGGUUCAGCCAACCUCAACGACCGCAGCCAACUUGGCGACCACGACAGCGAGAUUGCAAUCUGCAUCGAAGACCCUCGCGAAGUCGACUCGUACAUGGCCGGUCGUCCCUGGAGAGCAACCGAGUUCGCAGCCGGUCUUCGUCGCCAAAUCUUUCGUAAACACCUCGGACUGUUACCGCCACAGGAUGUCAGCAGACCCGAUCGAAACUUCGAGCCUAUCGGUGUACCUAAUGCAUACGACUGGGGAAGCCGUGAAGACGAGGCUGUCAUCGAUCCCUUGAGCUCUGACUUUUCAUCUUUGUGGAACGGCACGGCUCGCACAAACACCGAGGCAUUUGAGCGCGUCUUCCAUCCAGUACCCUCGGACAAGGUGCGUAACUGGAAACAGUAUGAUGACUACUUCUCGAGGUUUUUCCCUACCGGUAAGGACGCCAAGGAAGAGAAGGGCAAGGACGCGUCAAAGCCUAGCCAGUGGAAGCUGGGUCAUGUCGUGGCAGAAGAGUUCCCUGGUGGCGUGGCAGAGGUCAAGGACGUGUUGAGCCAGAUUCGUGGUACCCUGGUCGAGAUGCCACUGCUCUUCCUAAAAGAGGAAGACAUUGCGAAGGAAGGUCUUACACUCAACGCCAUGACGGAGGAGAUCUAUACUUGA